CGAAACGUCAGUUUGUUGUGGACCAGCUGGCUAAGUUCAUAAACUAGCUGGCUACUGAUGGCUACACAUAUUUGCUUAAGGUCCCUGAGACGACAUGAAAACGGGCCGAAAACGCAAGUCCAGCUCCCCAGAGCCUCGACCUGAACAUGCAAAAGUUCUCAAGAGGGAUGCUGUCUCUGGAUACCUUGGCACCUGCAGACUGACACUCAGUCCAUCUAAAAGGAUCUCCACUCCCACUAAAAACAAGUCUCAGAAUUCAUUAUCUCCUAGAAAGCAUUCUAGAUUUAAGAAUCACUGUGACAAACCAGGUUUUGCUGAUGGGGUGAAUGGUGAGGUGCAGUCUUCCAGCAGUGCUAUGUCAUCCCCCUUUCAGUCAGAGGAGGACACAGAACUGGGACUGGUCAUCACACUGGAUGAAGAGAGAGGUGAGGAGCAGGAGCGCGUGAGGAGGAGGAGUGGAGGGAAGCCGAAGAAAGCAGUCGUAGCAAACGACAAUGACGACUGUCCGAUGGCAGAUAGUGAGAGGCCUGGUGGGGACUCUGCUCCGGAGGACGACAGCGAGGAGGAGGAGUUCACAAAACUGGACCGAGACUUGACUAUCAAGUCCAGACAACACAACCUGACCUCAGUUGACGUACGCAAGAUCAUUCAUGAAGUUAUCACCAAUGAACAUGUAGUGGCCAUGAUGAAAGCAGCCAUUAAGGACACUCAGGACAUGCCUAUGUUUGAGCCCAAGAUGACGCGUUCAAAGCUUAAAGAGGUUGUAGAGAGAGGGGUGGGAAUUCCUACCUGGAACAUCUCUCCUAUCAAGAAAUCAAAAGAAAUUAAGCCCCCACAGUUUUUAGACAUUCCCCUUGAAGAUGAAGAAGACUCCUCUGAUGAAGAGUAUCACCCUGAUGAGGAUGAAGAGGAUGAGACUGCAGAGGAGACUAUUCUGGAGAGUGAUUUGGACAGCACAGCAUCUUCACCACGCAUCAGUAGACGAGGUCACUCUCGCACACCCGUGGAUCUGUCGGAGUGUGAGGAAGACAGGAACAGCGUUACUCAGCUGUCCAGGACAUCGAGACAUCUGAGAGUAGAAGCAGUGCCUAUGGGUCCCCCUGCCCCUCCCUCCCAGACCUGUGGCUCCUCCCGGCCCCAGAGAGCCCUCGACUCCUUCAUGGAGAAGCUGCAUGCAGUGGAUGAGGAGUUGGAGCUCAGUCCCCUGUGCAUGGAGCCUUACCAGACUCUGAGCAGCAGUGAGAAUGCAGAGGAGAGCCUGGUGGCAUGCCGCACGCGGUCCAAGCGUCCACUGAGGGACGUGCCGCUGGACCAGCUGGAGGCCAAGCUGCGUGCGCCUGACAUCACCCCGGACAUGUAUGACUGCAUCUCAGCCCUGGAGGACAGAGAAUGGAGUCAGUGGCUCCAGGGCCUCAUGACCUCGCAGCUGGACAAUGAAGAGGAGGGUGACGACGAUGACGAUCCUGAAUAUAACUUCCUGGAGGAUCUAGAUGAGCCAGAUUUGGAGGACUACCGCAACGAUCGAGCAGUUCGCAUCACUAAGAAGGAAGUUAAUGAGCUUAUGGAGGAACUGUUUGAGACGUUCCAGGAUGAAUUGGGCAUGAACGAGCAUGAUGAAGAGGGUCACGAGGAAGAGGAGGAGCGGGAUGAAGAGGCAGCAUCACAGAACAUUGCAAAAUUCAACGUCCCCCAGGCCAUUCGAUUUGAGGAGCCUCUGGCCCACAUGCUGACCGCAUGCAGGCGGACCGUCCGUGAGCAGCUCGACGCCCUCCAGCAGCGGCGUGAGCCCCAGAGCCGGAUGAGCCCCAUCACCCUGGGGCCCACUGUGGUGAUUCUCCCAUCCCCCUGCUCCCUGGUGCUGUCGACUAGCCAGAAACGGCGGCUUCAGCAGCAAAUCCAACAGCACAUACAGCUGCUGACGCAGGUGAACAUGCUGUGUAGCCCUGUGGAAGCACUGCAUAGCCAGGCCAGCACCACCAAGCUUUUCCUGGUGGAGCUGAAGUUGUUUGCAGAGCGAGCAGAGCAGCUCAGGGUGGGGGUUGUAUCUGAGUUCAGGAGUGUGUUCAGAGUGUAUAACCUGCAGGCAUCUCUGGACCUUCUUGAGGAGCUGGAGCAAAUGCCUCCUCCACCCACCCCUUCAGCCAAACGAUCACACCCUGUGCAUCCCUACCCGCUGCUGCCAGCUCACCUGGCCUGGCUGUUCGCCACACGUUCUGUGUUCCUCUACCCAGAGCUACUGCCUCACUGCAGCCUGGACCCAGCCCUGCAACCCCCCCGCAGCAAGCACUUCUACACAAAGGGCGAGGAUGGUCUGAUUGUUCUGGGUCUGAAACACUUCAGUGAAACAGAGUUCCCCUACCAUUUAAUGAGUCAGCAUCUCCUCCAGCCCAAGAAGCGUGAACAGCUGCGGGUUCGUGUGAAGGACAUGUGUUCGAGCAGGGCUGCCGACAAUGUCAUCAAGUUUUACUGCCAACACCGGGUUGUUCCAGCUCUACCAGUGGCUUGCUGUCAAGUUUUACCCGGAGAAGAGCGCCCCCCAGUGGAGAGAGAGAAGAACAUCAUGCCCAACUGGCUACGGAAAAGUUUGCCGCACAUCCAUAAAGCAGUGUUUGAGAACCAAUCAGAAGUGCGACCACCAUAUGAUACAAGGACAUCACCUACUUCACCCACCUUCAUUUUCCCAGAGAAAACACAGUACCCACCAUCCCUUCCUAAAGGUCUCACCCUACUACUACAUCCUUCAUCCAGACGUCAGAAUUCUGUCCAGCCUCCUAAACCGCGCCCUCUUCGUGGUUUCUCCUGUCCUGUUCUUACCCCAUUGGCUAAAGCCUCUCCAGGCCCUACAGGUAUAGUUAAUGUAUUGCCCAAAGUACAGGCACCUCUCUCCUCUCAAAGAGUAAUCCUGCUGACCCAGGUUGAUGCCACACCUGCCCAUGGAACAGUGCCAUUAAGCAGUGUUGGUCCCAUCAACUUCCAAUAUGUUGUUCCGCAGUUAGGGAGUGUUAAUCCUGCACAGCCUCCUGUGAGCUUGCCUCCGGAUGUAGUGCAGGUACCCCCAGCUCCAGCUGUUCCCAGUGAUGGGCUAGUUACCACAUGUGUAAUGCAAGCUCCACAGAAGAAAGCAGGGGUGUCUAAGAAACCAGUCAUGCCUAAAAAGCUGCUUCCCAUUCAGCCUUUGCCCUUGAAUCCAGCCCCUCAGCUCUCCCAGCUCAUACCCCUCAUCCCUGGGCCUACAGUUAAUGUGAACCUGGCUAACACUGGACCAGCCAUGGACCAGGUCACAGCUGCAAGCUUUGCCAAAAAUAUCUCAAAUGCUGCUUCAUCUGUGGUCAUCAUCCAGCCUGCUUCCCCCUUUCUGGACGCCACUGGUGUACCUCCACAUGGAUUGGUCAAAGCCUCCACCGCUCCUCCCCCUCAACUCUCAAUCACUCAACCAAUCAGCAGUCUCCCUCACCUAGGAACCUUGGCCAGACCACUGUUGCUGGGCAACAAUGUUGGAAUCUCAAGCCAUGAUGUUCCUAAGGAACCAGAAGAGACUGAAUUUAAAUUGAAAUCUAGUCCUGUGUUUUUCUCACAUACUCCCUCUCCUCCACUCCAAGCUACUGUCAAACUGAAAUCAAUCCUUGCCACACCAACCGUAAAACAGAAGGAACACUCCUGGCAGGGUGAGAUGAGGACUGAACUUGUAUGUAAUUUGCCAGUGGCAAAUUACCAAACUACUCCCUCACUGAACACUCUGAGUAAUGGCCUAAGCAUUGUGAAUGUCAACUCAAGGUCACUAUUGCCUGGAAACAGCAGUACUGGAUCUGCACAAUGUGCCAUGAACCCUCAAACCCCUUCAUCUCUUAUAGAUUCGCCAGCAGAUGAUUCCCACUGUGUGCUAGUUCAGGCAGCUUUACCGGGAGGCACACCCCAACUCCUGGUGCCCCAAAACAGCUUGAUUCCAGAGCAGCCUCUGCUACAGCAAGUCGGGGCCACAAGUGGAGCACCUCAACAUCAAACUGCACUAACCAAACCUGAGACUUUUCACAGGUCAAACAUGUCAAAUAUGAGAGAAGGAGCUUUGUCGAGCCGUGGUGUUGGACUGUCUUCAGAGGGUGCAGUUAGCAGAGUAACUGCUCAACUAAACCUGCACGGCUUGGGUGGUGAAGUCUGUAUAGAGGAGGUGGAGUCAGGAGCAGAGAUGGCUGGGGAGGAAAUGGCGGGCGCACUUUUUGCCAGCCCUCUCCUCAUGCUGUCGGAGUCCUCACGUAGUUCCAGCUCCAGCCUGAGCAGCAGCCUAACAGACAGCACAGAAGCCUUGGACAGCGUGCUGGAGGACAGCAUGGAGAACCUUGCACCUGCAGAACAGAGGGGAGGGUGGGAGGAGAGCCGCCGCCUGGCCGGGAAAGACGAAGAGAAGACUGGCAGUGGCGGAACUUCUGCUGGGGUGAGGGCAGGGCAGACUAGCAGCAGGGGUGAAGGGCGGGAGCUGCCUGGGCUGCUCACUCUUGCUUCGGGGGCCAAGAGCCAGGAACCCACUGCUGGGGGGGAGGGGCAGACCGAAGGAAACGGGGAGGACAGGGAGGACAGGGAGGGGGGAGGGGGGCACCAGAAUGGAGAGAAUGGAGGAGGUGGCGAGAGGGAGGGAAAUGGAGCGUAUAGGAGGGAGGAUGGAGAAGGGGGCGGAGAGAGAGACGGUCCCGGGCGGAGGCAGGGGAAUGAGGGCCGGGAUAAAAACGAUGAAGAGAAGGAUGGAGAUGGAGAGCGUGAGGAGGAAGAGGAAGACUUUGAUGAGCUCACGCAGGAUGAAGAUGAAGAGGAAGUGAUGUCAUCGGCAUCAGAGGAAUCUGUCCUUUCAGUGCCUGAACUGCAGGAGACAAUGGAGAAGCUGACGUGGUUGGCAUCAGAGCGGCGGUUAUGUGGUGAAGGAGAUUCAGAGGAGGAGAACUCUCCAAACUCGCCCACUUCCCCGACCUCCCCGACCUCCCCAAUCUCUCAGAACUCCCAGGAAGACAACUCUGAGGAUGAGGAGGAUGGGGCAAUGAAGGGUGAGGAACUGGAGCCUACGGAAGGAGAGGGAGGAAAACUGCCUGAAGGAGAGGCACCACCAGAGGAUGACCCUCCACAGACGAGCGGGAAAGGAACAGGACGAGGAAGAGGUCGUGGUCGCCCUCCCCCACGUAGUCUGAGACGAAGCCGCCGGCAGGAUCGGGGUAGCAAAGAUGCCUCUAAGCUCCUCCUCCUCUAUGAUGACCACAUCCUGGAUAACGAUCCAUUGAGGGAGAGCAAGGACAUUGCCUUUGCCCAGGCCUACCUCAACAGGGUGCGGGAGGCCAUGCUGGACGCUCCAGGUAAGAUGGAGGAGUUCCUGAGUCUGCUCUAUGAGUUUGAGCAGGGCGGGGAGAACCGCAGUGCUGUGGAGCUCUUCUCUCAGCUUAGACCUCUUCUCAAAGACUGGCCCGAGUUGUUGAGGGACUUUGCUGCCUUCCUCCUCCCAGAGCAGGCUCUGGAGUGUGGACUGUUUGAGGAACAGCAGGCAUUUGAGCGUAGCAGGCGGUUCCUGAGACAGCUCGAGAUCAGUUUUGGGGAGAACCCCUCGCACUACCAGAAGAUUGUGAGAGCACUGCAGGCUGGAUCUGCCCUCACCCCCACAGGUGUGGAGGAGCUUAAAGCGCAGAUGGCCACCUUGCUCAAAGGUCACACACACCUGCAGGGAGAGUUCUCGCUGUUUUUUGAUGAGAUGCGCCCGCCGCUGGCACGACCGGGGCAGUUUGAGGAGGCAUUGUGGCCUGAGGAUGGUGGGGGUGGGCCGGAGGGAGGAGAUGGAGGCAUGAACUUGGCGAGUGCUGGAGGGGUCAGCGCUGGCUUUGAAGAAGUCGCACUCCCUGAUCUGGAGGAGGAGGAGGAGACGCAGAAGAUUGCCCAGAUAACGGGCAGGAGCAGGAGAAGGAAGGAGUUGAACACGCACAGGAACUACAAGCAGGAUUGUGGUUGGCCAGAGAAGGACUGUCUCUGCCCCUGCCAUGACUGCAGUAAUGAUGCUAAGCAUCGCCGUCACAGGAGGAAAGGCUGUCCCCAUUGCCAUGGCAACAAGGGCACUGACGGCACCAAGGCACCAAAGAGUGGUGAUUCCACGUUCACAAUGUCAGAGCCUCUGCCUGAGAGAGGAGAGGAGAGGGAAGAGAGCGAAAGAGGAGGGGAGGAUGGAGGGGAAGAGAAGGAGACAGGAGUUAAAGAUGAGACGGGCAGCAGAGCCAGCAGUCCCCAUCAUGAGGCCGAGAGGCCAACAUGGGAGAGCAAUGAAGGAGACGCCUUAAAUCCCGAGGAAAAGGAUGAUGAAGAGGAUGAGGAGGAAGGCGAGAGGGAUCACUCUUCCUCCCCAAGUGGUGACAAAGUGGGGCUGGUAGCUGAGGGCACAGACUUCUCUCCUCUUCCUCAGUCUGGAGGGAGGGAGGCAGCACAGCAGAUCCGCCAGAGCCCCUCCUCUGACACACACGUGUGUGCCAAGAACAUCUCCCUCACGCCCAGCGGAGAGAGGGUCGUCCUCUGGACCAGAGAGGCAGAUCGAGUCAUUCUAACUGCGUGUCAACAGCAAGGGGCCAAUCAGGACACCUUUCAGGAUGUGUCAGCACAGCUGGGCAACAAAACUGCCAGUGAGGUUUCCAAGAGGUUUCGGGACCUGAUGCGUCUCUUCCAUACAUCAGCUCGUCAGGCCAGCUCAGAAGACGAGGCCAUUGAACAGCAGUCGGCUACUGAUGAGGAGCAGGACUGACAUAAGCUUGAUGGCAGACAGACUUGGAUAUACUCUAAGCACACCAGCUAAACUAACGGUUAAACUAUGGGAGCACGACAAACACAUGGGGUUUGCGUUGCUUCUAAAUAGCCAGAUAAAAAAAAAAAAAGUUUGACUUAAUGGCACAUGAAGGCUAUGUAAUUUUGUUUUGUAAAAACUGUAAAUCAACAUAGAGUUAACAAAAUUGAAAAAAAGGACCAAUUAAUCACCAGCAAACUGAAUGAGACUGACACCUGCUUGUACCAAACUUGAGAAACUUUUCAAAGGACAAAAUAACUGGUACUGCAAGGUGCGUCACUCACAUGCCACUAAACAAGGCCAGCCUACAUUCGCCUGUGCGUGCGCAAUGACUAGGAACGGGCGAGUCCCAGCUAUGUACAGUAUUUUUAUAUUAGUUGUGAGGGGUUGUUUUUAAUGUAUGUUUUAGCUUUUCGAAAGAAAGUAUUUGCUUGAGAAAAUUACGUUUUCUGGUUAAACAAGAUAGUGAAAUAAAACUAAUUCGUAUUUA
This is a messenger RNA of Electrophorus electricus (electric eel), 7283 nucleotides long. It is a transcript of the gene gon4lb, whose product is annotated as gon-4 like b. Gene Ontology annotation, molecular function: transcription coregulator activity. Gene Ontology annotation, cellular component: nucleus. The record is from RefSeq and is a predicted model, not a curated record. Lineage: Eukaryota; Metazoa; Chordata; Actinopteri; Gymnotiformes; Gymnotidae. Gene Ontology annotation, biological process: regulation of DNA-templated transcription.